UUUCAUUUAAGGAUACAUAUAUAUAUAUAUAUAUUUAUAAUGUUACGGUUUAAGAAACACGAAAAGAAAGAAGAAGUGGAUAAAGCAGUCGAACAACGAUCUUCACAAACAGAAAAAACUAACUCAAGUAACAAGGAUGAAAAACGGUCAAAUUAUUCUUCCAGAGAUAGAUCUCAUUCACCUAGAAGACAUCGUUCUCCUGAUAGACGUCGUUCUCCAGAUGAUCGUCAUCGACGCCACCACCGUAGAUCACUUUCGCCCAGAAGAAGAGAAGACAGAUCAUCUAGAAGAUAUUCUUCCCGAUCAAGAUCACCUCCACAUCAUCGACGUCACCGAUCACGUAGUCCUUCACCUGUGAAAAAGAAGAAAUCAUCGACAGAAAAGAAAAAACCAGCCAGACCUAGCUUUGCUUAUAAACUGAUUGAACUCGAAAUCAAUGAUCGUUUGGGUAAAAAAGUACGUGUUAAGUGUAGUCCUAAGGAUACUGUAGGUGAUUUCAAAAAGUUGGCUGCGGCUCAAAUUGGUACUGAACCUCAAAAGAUUGUAUUGAAAAAAUGGUACAAGGAAUUCAAGGAUCAUAUCACAUUGGAAGAUUAUGAAUUAAACGAUGGCAUGAAUGUGGAAUUGUAUUACCGAUAGAAUAGUUCUACCAUUUUAUUAUACGUUUGAUUUUACCUUUUUUGAAUAAAGAAAUCAUUUACCAAA
Halteromyces radiatus is the source of this 705-nucleotide messenger RNA. RefSeq names its product ubiquitin-related domain-containing protein. Gene Ontology annotation, biological process: protein modification process; mRNA splicing, via spliceosome. Gene Ontology annotation, cellular component: cytoplasm; nucleus. The record is from RefSeq and is a predicted model, not a curated record. Bases 40 to 639 code for a protein of 199 amino acids. The transcript has 4 exons. Gene Ontology annotation, molecular function: protein tag activity; protein binding. NCBI's taxonomy places the organism in Eukaryota, Fungi, Mucoromycota, Mucoromycetes, Mucorales, Cunninghamellaceae.